AUGUUCUUGAAAGCUUUACUUGCCCUCCAUGCGGCGGCAGCACUGAUAUCGAUGUCGCAGGCCGUGCCCUCCAACGCUCUCGAAAGUCUUUUAGCGUCUCCUUGCCCGGAAGCAUUUACUUAUGGAACGAUUGAUAAGCCAGGUUAUUGGACAGGAAACCUCGUCUUAAGAUCAGAUCAUGACAUUAGUGGAGUCUGGAUCAGGCUGAUAUUUGAUAAGGAAGUUGAGAAAGUGACACUAAACAGCCAAGAAUUCAUAAUAAAACUCUCGGAGGACCGUAAAACGGUCAAACUUCAAAGCCCAGAUAUGUUAUUGAAAGCCGAUAAUGCAAAACUUUUGGAAGUCACUGUAAACUACAAAGGAUCUUCCUUCCCUAGUCUACAAGAAUAUCGAUUGAAUGCGAGAACAAUAUGCCCCCAGAAAAAUCUUAACCGACACGAUGUGUUUCAUGGAGAUGCUAACGCAGAUUACUUCUUAUCAAGUAUUCAACAUAAGCCAGAAUUUCCAAAACUACCAUUUGAAUGUGGCGUUUCUUAUCCAUCUAACCAAUAUCCUUGGCAAGCAUCUAUCUACCUUCAUAUUGCCAAAGAAAAAAGAUAUGCUUGCGAAGCUCUUCUAAUAAGUUCCAAUUAUUUGUUAACAAGUGCUCACUGUGUUACUUUUAUAAAUGAUACUCAGGUCAUUCCACGAGCAUUCGUAAAAGUUUACCUUGGCAGUGAUAAAGAAACAAAGGAUCAACAUUUUGUCCGCGAAAUAUUGGUUCAUCCAGGUUAUAGAGCUGAUUCAAUUAUCGACGAUAUUGCUAUUAUCAGACUACUAGACCACGUCGACGUAAAUAAAGACUAUAGACCAGUUUGUUUGGGAACUGAAAACGGAGAUAGUGGCAAAUUAGUUAUUACUGGUUUCCAGAUUGGAAAAGAUGGAAUUGUUGGAAAUCUUCUCGAAUCCAAUGUUUUGAGAAUCGACAAUAAAGAAUGUAUAACAGUAACACCCUACCUAAAGGAAGUUUUAACCAACGACAAUUAUUGCGUAUCAUAUAAAUCAGAUGAUAAAAACUGUGUUGGAGAUUCAGGAAGUGGGUUAAUUGCUUUCAAGGAUAAUAAGGCAUCAUUAAAAGGACUCGUCAGCGUAGGAAUUAAGCUGCAAAAUAAGGAAGUUUGUGAUGAUCACACCAAUGUAGUAAUUCUCGAUAUUUCGGAUUAUCUACCUUGGAUUUACAACAUUAUUUUUUAAAACCAUUUAUUAAACAAC
Diabrotica balteata is the source of this 1251-nucleotide messenger RNA. Lineage: Eukaryota; Metazoa; Arthropoda; Insecta; Coleoptera; Chrysomelidae. The record is from the annotation of a GenBank genome assembly.